Messenger RNA from Candidula unifasciata, 160 nucleotides. Lineage: Eukaryota; Metazoa; Mollusca; Gastropoda; Stylommatophora; Geomitridae. The record is from the annotation of a GenBank genome assembly.
AUGGCUGGCCACUGUGGUUCCACCAUGACAGUCAUGUGUUUGUCACACCUGAUUCUGUUGCUGAUCAUGGUUGAUUUCAGCUUGACUCAGAGAUCUUACCCAACCAUAACUGAUGUCUCAGCAAUUGAUAACCAGUAUCUGCGAGAGGAUCUUCCCCUUG